Molecule: messenger RNA, 912 nt
Organism: Perkinsus marinus ATCC 50983
Lineage: Eukaryota; Perkinsozoa; Perkinsida; Perkinsidae
Product: p53 regulated pa26 nuclear protein sestrin, putative
Exons: 6
Coding region: 181-609 (142 amino acids)
Biological process (GO): negative regulation of TORC1 signaling; regulation of response to reactive oxygen species; positive regulation of macroautophagy
Cellular component (GO): nucleus
Molecular function (GO): L-leucine binding; oxidoreductase activity, acting on peroxide as acceptor
Source: RefSeq, a predicted model, not a curated record
CGAGCACCAAGUUGCGAGCGGUUCCGGCACCCUUUUCAUUCACCGCAGAGUAGAGUAGGGGAGCGGGAAGAUUGUGGACAAUGUGGGAAGGCUUUGCAUUAUUUCGACUUCGAUGUUCGGGGAUCUAAAGGCAUACCGUGGGACUCGCAGUUCUCUUGGGACGAGCAGGCUCGUGUCCUGAUGAACCACCUCCUGUUGGAUGGGUCACUCACGGACGCCAUAGACCGAGAGUAUACGGAAGCUUUAGAAUCCGCUACGGAUCAUAUUGGGCCACGGCGUGUUCCCAGUACGCUUCCCCUACGUCAGGCUAUUCUGGUCUAUGUGCAUCAAAUGUACGGUAUAGCCCAUCACGAUUACGAUUAUACUCAGCAGAAUAAGUUUUUCACGUUGCUGCAGAAGGUUGUAUUGAAGAAACUAGUGUGCUACCCAGAGCGGUUUUCUAAAGCUGAUUUCGGUCGCUUCAUGGACAUCGAACAGUUGGAGUUCUGGGAGAUGGCAGACUAUGUUUAUCUUAUAUUCCAAGCCCGUCGCGUGGUGGAACUGACGUACGCUCUGCGAGCUCUCAACGAAGCUAUGUCGGCCUUAGAUAGUCAGCUGUGCCAACGAUAGGGUUGUCUCCUCGAAGGUUGCUUGAAGGAACUUCCUUCUCCAGCUCUACUGAACGCAUUACUGAAACUUGGUUGAGGCACUGUGUCGUCUCGCCUAUGCAAUCGCGGGCGAAGGGGACGUACGUCCUCGGUAUACCAUCGCCACCAUGGUUACAUUUAUGACCCCCACCAUCGUUUCACUAGUAUGGCUCGCCAAUCACCGACGACACUUAUUCGACGUCAUAAUUAUGUUAUCUUAUAGACACUUGAUGAGGGCGUAGUAUCAAGUUCCCUCAGCACAGGUGUGGGAAUGUGUAACAAGGAU